AUGAAGUCCUUCAUUGCUUCCAUUGCGUCUCUAGUUGCUCUCGGGGAGUGCCUUUCUUUGCCUCCUCUCAUUCCCACCAUUCCUGGGGUGACUGAGCCUCUGACUAGCAAUGCUCCUCCUCUGCCUAUUUUGCAAAUCCCUACUCCUCCACUGGAGAGCCCUCCGUUCACCCCGAGUGAUAUCAAGCCAAAGAAAAUUGGCUACUUCUGGACUGGCUCCGCUGACAAGUUCCACAAGGAUUUCCUCGCAACCUACAGUUUGGAUGAUGAUACCUUCGGCACCCUUCUUUGGGUGACUGAUGUACCUAGCAGUGGUAAUGAUCCCCACCAUCUUGGACCGUCCCUUGAUGGGAAGACCAUCUGGGGUGGUGGAUUGCUUUCCCUUUUGAAGACUCAAGAUACCGGUUUCUAUUUCGAUACCUCCAAUCCAUACCGUCCGGAAUUCCUGAAAAGUAACCGCGGUAUUCUCGCCUCUGUUGCGGAUGAGGUCCGAGCAAAGCCAGAUGGUGGAUUCUUUAUUACCUACAUGGGUUCAGCCGUGGGGACUUCACCCGGUCGUCUCGUUGAGACCGAUGCCGACUUCAACAUCAUCCAUGAAUGGCCCGAGGAUGUUGAGGGUACCCUCAAUAUUCUCGGACAGCAAUUCUCCCCUCACGGACUGAGCAUCGAUUGGGAGAAGAAAUUGAUUUUGACUUCUGACUUCGUGGAGCCAAUUUCUAUUUUGAAGCCCAGCCUUGGCGUGCGUCGUGCUGAUACCCUACGUCUGUGGGAUCUGGACUCGAGAAAAAUUCUCAGCACUUUGACUAUUCCCAAUGGCGGUGGUAUCCAAGACGUCAAGUUCAUCCCCGGACACCCCGAAUCUGCUGCUAUCGCAACUGCCGUGCACCUCGGUCAACUCUGGGUUAUUUACCCUCUGCGCAAAGAUGCCCACGGUAAACAAGGUGUGAUCGAGGAACUUUACGACCUCGGUCCCAAGGCCCGUGAUACCAUUGCUAUCUACUCCGACAUCAGCCAAGACGGGAAAUUCUUCUACGCCACUCUCACCACAGCCAACCACGUUGCGGCUCUGGACAUCAGCGAUCUUGACAACAUCAAGCGUCUCGAUGACCCCGAUGAGGACCAGCCCACUGUCGGACCCCAUUACGUGAAGGUCACUCCUGACCAGAAACACCUCAUUGUUACGGACUACUUUGUCCAGACUGGAGAUAUCGGCAUUAUCAAUACGCCGGCUGACUUCAAGGCGCACUAUAUCGAUCUCAACAAGGAUGGUAGUCUUUCUUUCAACCGGAGUAUUGACUUCAACAAGGAAUUUGCCAAUCGGGGUGGUGCCAAGCCUCACUCGAGUGUGAUCUUUGACCUUACUGAUCCUGAGAACCCUCUCUACUAUUGA
Messenger RNA from Penicillium paradoxum, 1389 nucleotides. RefSeq lists its product as uncharacterized. The transcript is spliced from 5 exons. Gene Ontology annotation, molecular function: protein binding. Lineage: Eukaryota; Fungi; Ascomycota; Eurotiomycetes; Eurotiales; Aspergillaceae. The record is from RefSeq and is a predicted model, not a curated record. Bases 1 to 1389 code for a protein of 462 amino acids.